Messenger RNA from Exophiala oligosperma, 2997 nucleotides. RefSeq lists its product as uncharacterized. The coding region runs from base 576 to 2711 and encodes 711 amino acids. Lineage: Eukaryota; Fungi; Ascomycota; Eurotiomycetes; Chaetothyriales; Herpotrichiellaceae. The record is from RefSeq and is a predicted model, not a curated record. Gene Ontology annotation, molecular function: protein binding. The transcript has 2 exons.
CUCCGUACGGAGAGGACUUUGUAUAUUCUUUGCUCGUCGUUGUUUCUUUUCACAUUCACACACACACACACACACACGCACAUUCUUUUGCCGAUCAUCCCGUCCCAGGGCUGGUGCUGAUCUCAUAUUCUUUCGUCCUUAAUGUAUCGAUCGCCUCUCGAUUCUUACUUCUCACCAACGACUCCUUUCCUCGAAACCAUUCGCUCACAUCGCUCAAUAACCGAAAAACCUCUCCUAUACCCUUUCGUAUGACCAUUGCCCUUCCCUACCAGUCACAAACCAGCAGCGGCUCUGUCACCAGGGUCUACUUUUUUAUCCUCAAAAGUUGGACGGAUCAGCUGCGACCUCAGCCUGACCCAUCGUCACUCAUUGCCCAUCAUUUUCAGCGACCGACGGCUGGACGAUCUACUCAGCCACCGGCCCCCCUCCCAACCAUAUUGAUCGUCUCACCGAACCGGCAAACGUCUUUUUUUCAUGAUCAUUCGCCUCUGUAAAUUUGGACAGUCUAGAUCAAUAUACUACCGGACUUCGCACACCGCAAACCAUUAUCGUCUUGCUGGGUCAGUGGUACAUUCAUGAUGACUACAUCGAACCGACCCAGUUUCAUUGAACUCCCCCAAGAGCCCGCCCGCACAAGUAGUGCACUGUCGAAGAAUGGCCUCGUCUCACCACGAAUCCAGCAUUUCGAUGGGGAUGUCCCUCCUGCACUCUCGCCCCUCGAUGCGUUCGCCGCCAGAAGUCGGAGACUAGCCAAAGAGUUGGAAGAGACGAGGAAGGCUGGAGAGAGACGGUUAAGCAGACUACCACCACAAGUCGUCACAGAAUCACUGAUCGAACAUCAAAACAAUCGGCCACCUAUAUUUCGUGCCCUGUCCGACGGGGUAGAUACUGUUCCUCCUCUGCCCACCAUGGAUAAGGAUCAUGCAGGAAGUUUCCCGCGGGUAGCGAACCCCUCAAAUCGGCCAUCGUCGCAGCAUGUUCGCAUGAGCACUAUGGUGUCACCAACAGAGCAACGACGAAGUAAGGCGAAUGCACAAGACUAUUUCGGGGCCCCUCGAGUCGAGUCUCCCCCUCCUCUUGAGACCAGAGAGACAUCAUCGGGCUCGUACAGCCCUGUGCUGAAGACGCACGCAGGAUUUCCAUACCAGCCUUCGAAUCUCUCUCAGUCCGAUCUAGGCCUCGUACCACCAUCAAACAGAUUACGACCGUAUCACGACGCUUCAGACGAUGAUUAUACUAGUUCCAACGCUGGUUCAACCUUUUCACAAUCGAGGCAGCUCUCCGCUAGUAGUGGACUAUCUGCACCUCACUCGCCGAUAUCCCCUUAUGCCGUCUCCCAUGGCAGGACUGAUUCCCUUGGGUCGCUGGGCUCACCCACUCAAUUUUCUACCAGGAACUUCUCGCGCCCAAUGAGCUCUGCGAGUCUGAGCAAUCUCCAUGCUGAGAAUAGCCCCACAAAGGGACCAAUGGCUAUGCAAUUGAGCCAUCUACGAAACGCGAGUUCUUUCGACGGGUCUAAAGCCAUGUCAGGCUAUCUUGCUGGCGAGGCCUCUUCGUACACACAUGCUACGUAUAGCUUGCCGCGAGGCCGGAGGGUGUCCAAUAGGGCAUCUGGUGUCUUCCAAGGCCUCUCGAUGCCACAUUUUGAGUGGCAGGAGCCCAUGUUUCCUGGCACCCCGCCGCUGGAGGGCAAGAACAGCAGUGAACUUGCCGUUCCAUCUCCUAUGGCAUCUGCAAGACCUAGCAGAGAAGAGUCCAGUGAACAAAGGUCAGGAUUCUCUUUCGAAUUCAACUCAGAACAAAGCCUCGCGUCUAGGGAAAAGUACCACCAACAAUCGGCGUCAUACACGCCCACCGGGUCUGUAAAAUCGACCAACUCGAACCCGAGACCGUCAAUAGGCGAACCGCCAAUGACGGACCUGUUUAUGCCACCACCGCCACCCCCUCUGUCUCCGGUGGCGGAAGCCUCCCAGUCAUCGAGAUCCAACAGCACAAUCCGACCUUCUACUGCUCGUACCGUCAGCAACUACCAAGGCCUUUCAGCCGAAGACCACGUCUCCAAGGCCAUUGAGCUUCACGAGCAUGGCGACCUGAAAGAGUCUACGUAUCACCUGAGAAUCGCUGCCCACAAAGGUCAUGCGACCGGGAUGCUGCUCUACGCCCUGGCCUGUCGUCACGGUUGGGGCAUUAGAGCGAACCAGAAGGAGGGUGUACAGUGGCUUCGGAAAGCCGUGGAUUGUGCCAUGUCUGAGGUGGCUGAAGACGAGAAUCCAGUCACUCGAAAACCGGGCACCGACUACCACGACAUGAAGACACACCGAGCCCAGUUCGCACUCAGCAUUUACGAACUCGGCGUGUCGCACCUGAACGGUUGGGGCAUCGAGCAAGACAAGGCUUUGGCGCUGCGCUGUUUCGAGAUUGCGGGCAAUUGGGGUGACACGGAUGCGCUGACCGAAGCCGGGUUUUGCUACGCCGAAGGUAUCGGUUGCAAAAAGGACUUGAAGAAAGCUGCCAAGUUUUACCGCAUGGCAGAAGCAAAGGGGGUCAGCAUGAUUGGCAACAGCUGGAUUCACAAGGAAAAAUAUAACGACACCGAAGACGAAAGAGACGGUCGAUCGAGAUCAACCACCAAGUCAUCCACAUCCGACAAACCACGCAACAAGUCGAAAUCUCGUGGGAUAUUUGGUCGAAAAAGGUCAAACAACACUUAGACAAACAAACCAUUUUGCUUUCUUUUGAGAUCAUCACAUGUGGUGGUGGUGUACGCUAAGGAGGUAGUGUUAAUUACCAAUUACCGCUCUGUGAGCGAAUUGUCACACUGUACGACGAAAUUACAUGGUUGGAAUUGGAACAGGGAAUAUCUUCCCAAACGACGAGGAAACAUGCAUGAUGAAAAUUUUUGGGCACCAUGGCACGUUACAUACUGUAGAUAGCUUCCAAUUCACGGACUGUAGGAGUCGAAGUGUUUGAUACUCGGUACUCGGUAUACGUGUAGAG